AUUUAAAUGGGUUAAUAUGUUUUCACGCAUACUUCUUUGGGGGGAUGUAGUGCUCGUAUCUGGCAACUCUAACCCGGACCGUUGCGGGGAUGAGCAGCGGCUAAUGGCUGACUGGGAGUUCGGGAUUAGCAACGUCCGCCACUGCAGGUUCUGAUGUGGGCAUUUGUAUUGGUGAACUGCUCCUGAAGCUGCACUUGGAAGACAGAGCAUACAAAGUGCCAAGCCGUGUUGGUUGGCAGCCGCUCUGCAACAUGUCCAAGAGCAAGAGCUCCGAGUCGGUCAAGGUGGUGGUCCGUUGUCGCCCUAUGAAUGAAAAGGAGCGGGCAGCCAAGUUUGAAAGAGUGGUCUCUGUCGAUGUCAAAUUGGGCCAAAUUAUUGUCAGGAACCCCAGGGAGGCUUCAGCCAAUGAACUCCCCAAAGUCUUCACUUUUGAUUCGGUCUACGACUCAAACUCCAAACAAAUAGAUCUGUAUGAUGAAACCUUCAGGCCUCUGGUUGAUUCAGUUCUUCUCGGGUUCAAUGGGACCAUUUUUGCCUAUGGGCAGACGGGUACAGGGAAAACAUACACUAUGGAGGGGGUGAGAAAUGAUCCAGAAAGGAGAGGGGUUAUCCCUAACUCCUUUGAGCACAUCUUCACUCACAUUUCACGGUCCCAGAAUCAGCAGUACCUGGUGAGAGCAUCAUAUCUAGAGAUUUACCAAGAGGAGAUCAGAGACUUGCUCUCCAAGGACCAGUCACGUCGUCUCGAACUUAGAGAGAGGCCCGACACAGGUGUGUAUGUUAAAGACCUUUCGUCAUUCGUCACCAAGAGUGUGCGGGAGAUCGAACAUGUCAUGAAUGUGGGCAACCAGAAUCGUUCAGUGGGUGCCACUAACAUGAAUGAACACAGCUCCCGUUCUCAUGCCAUCUUUGUCAUCACCGUUGAGUGCAGUGAGUUGGGUGUGGACGGGGAGAACCAUAUCAGAGUUGGCAAACUGAACCUGGUAGAUUUAGCGGGUAGUGAAAGGCAGACCAAGACUGGCGCUCAGGGGGAGAGGCUUAAAGAAGCCACAAAGAUCAAUCUGUCACUUUCUGCCCUGGGGAAUGUCAUAUCAGCUCUGGUGGAUGGCAGGAGCAGCCACAUCCCCUACCGAGAUUCAAAACUCACCCGUCUGCUGCAGGACUCCCUGGGGGGCAAUGCCCGCACUGUCAUGGUUGCCAACAUCGGCCCGGCAUCCUACAAUUUGGAGGAGACCUUGACGACGCUGCGCUACUCCAACAGGGCUAAGAACAUCAAGAAUAAACCGCGUAUCAAUGAGGACCCCAAGGAUGCCCUGCUCAGGGAGUUUCAGGAGGAGAUUGCAAGGCUGAAGGCACAGCUGCAAAAGCGCUCAGGAAAGAAGAAAAAGAAGAGGCAGAGGAGGAGGGCCGGGGAAGGGAGCGAUGGUGAGGAUCUGGAAGAAGGAGAGACAGAGGACGACGAUGAAGAUGUGGAAGACAAAGGGGAUUACUGGCGGGAGCAGCAGGAGAAGCUAGAGAGAGAGAGAAAGGCUAUCAUGGAGGAUCACAGUCUGGUGGCUGAGGAGAAAGUUCGGCUGCUCAAAGAGAAAGAGAAGAAAAUGGAAGAUUUGAAGAGGGAGAGGGAGGCCGGAGAGAUGCUCUCAGCCAAAGUGAAGGCAAUGGAGAGUAAGCUCCUAGUAGGGGGGAAGAACAUUGUGGAUCACACCAAUGAGCAACAGAAAAUGCUGGAGCUGAAGAGGCAGGAAAUCGCUGAACAGAAACGACGAGAGCGAGAGAUGCAGCAGCAGGUGGAGAGUCGUGACGAGGAGACUCUGGAGCUGAAGGAGACCUACAGCUCUCUCCAGCAGGAAGUUGACAUCAAAACCAAGAAGCUGAAAAAGCUGUUUGCCAAGCUGCAGGCAGUGAAGGCAGAAAUUCAUGACAUCCAGGAGGCACACAUCGAGGAGCGCCAGGAGCUGGAACAGACCCAGAAUGAGCUCACCAGGGACCUCAAACUCAAGCAUCUAAUCAUCGAGAACUUCAUUCCCUUAGAGGAGAAGAACAAAAUAGUCAACAGGGCUUACUUUGAUGAGGAAGAUGAAUACUGGAAAACGAAGCCCAUCACACGUAUAGAGGAUGACCAUCAGAUGAUGACCAGGCCUUUGUCUGCGGUCGGCUACAGGAGGCCUCUCAGUCACCAUGCUCGGAUGGCCAUGAUGAUGAGGCCUGACAUGAGAUACAAAGCUGAAAACAUCAUGAUGCUGGACAUGGACCUGCCGGCUCGGACCACUAAAGAGUAUCAGGAGCCGGUUAUUGCCCCAAAGGUGGCGGCAGCUCUGGAGGACGCUCUUAGGGAUGAGGAUGAGAUCCAGGUAGAUGCCUCAGGCUUUCACAGCAGCUUGGGACCAACCCCGCCCGCCAGCGCCACUGGCAGCCUCAAGAAACCAAAGUCUAGUCGACCAAGAACAGGCAAGAAGUCGAGCACCCCGACCUCUCCAUUCGGCCCCUCCAGUCCAGGAUCCCCGCUUUACCCACAAUCCCGCGGCCUGGUGCCCAAGUGACAGCUUCUACUACAAAUAUCACCACCAACCUCUCUUGUGCACCUUGCCACUUUGGGACUCAACUUUGAGAGAAUGGGUUUUGUUUUGUCUGAGUCGUUUUUUGUCAAGAUGACGGAAUCUUCAUUCUGCAAACGACAGAGAAAACUUUAGGACUAAUGCUGCUUUGUAGGUUUUAACUGUAACCACACCACUAUGAACUGUUGUCAUGAGCUUGUCAUCUUGGAGAUUUGAAAGCCCUCAUCCUGAGAGUGAGUCAGUGCAACACCAGGACAGCAACCACGCAUGAAGCCUCACAUCACUCUACACUGCUGUUAACCUUUCACUACAUUUGGCUAAAUGCCACUGAUGUCUUAUAUAUAUAUAUAUAUAUAUAUGUAUGUCACAAUGAUCUUAAUGUACAGAAAAAAAUGAAGGUGGGUUUAGAACACACACACACCCCCAUGCAUUUCUUCUUCCUAUCUUGCCAGAUCUGUGUUGUGUGUUGUAGUCCCCUCUCUUACUGUAAGUGUGGACAUUGACGUAAAGACACAUGGACUUGGCAGCUCUGCGGCACAUGUCACUAACAGGCUGUGCGUGUGUGUGUAAGUGUUUGUCAGUGUGUUGUUGUACGUCUGGCCGCAUAUCUGUGUGUGUGUGUGUGUCUUUACGUCGCUGUCAGAAUAUUGAACUUUCCGGUUUAUGUCAAACCGCGCUGGGUUUUUAUUUGUUUUGGGGGGGUGUCGUAAGUCUUUUGUGUGUGUGUGUUGUUUUAUGUCUUAAAGAAAUACUUCAACAUUUUGGGAAAUAAGCUUAUUUGCUUUGUUGCAGAGAGUUAGAUGAGAAAAUCACAACUACUUAUUUGCUAAAUAUGAGGCUAGAGGCAAUUGGCUUAUUUUAACAGUCUCCUCUGGUUGCCUGGCAACCUCAUGUUGACGACAAGACUACAGGAAGUCAAUGCGGCCAGCCAAGAAAUUGUUCCAGCAUGCAACUCCCCAUUUCUACUUUUCUAUUUGUGUUCUGAUUAAACAAAAGAGAUACAAUUUGUUAAUUAUGAAUUGAUAGGUGGAUGGACAGAGCCGGGCUAACUGCUAGCCCCUGCUUCCAGUCUUUAUGCUAAGCUAAGCAAAUCACCUGCCGGCUCUGGCUUCACGUUUAGCUUACAGACAUUAGAGUAACAAAUACGUGUAUCUCCUAAAAUGUGGAACUAUUCCUGUAACUCUGUAUGAUUGUAAAUGCACAGGCCAGAAAGUAAAGCACACUACAGACUUGGCCUCUGUCACAAGUUGCUGUAAUCAGUAGAUGCUGUUCUUCCUGGGGAAUAUGAGAUGGAGGUGGGGAACGAUGAGAGAAAGCUCAACACAUUUACACAAACACCCACUAUGGACACCUUCUAGGUUGCAUGACAUUGCAGUUGGCCACCAGACAUCCUAAUGCUAACCAAACCCUGGGUCAUUUCAAAGUUACUGUCCUGGAAUGUGCCUCAGAUUCAUCAGGGUUCCACGGUGCCUUAACCGGUGUCCUUAAUCUCUGCUCCUUCAUUUGAAGUGUGCACACACAUUCUUCUUGGCCAGCGAUUUUUCAUCGCUUCGUCUACUCAUUCAUUCCAGCAACAGGGAGUUGUUGUUAGCAUGGUCCUGUCAGAAUGGGGUGCACUCGUUAUAUGGAGAGGCAGAGCAUUUGGACACAGCAUUCAACCACCCCCAGGUUUCUGGGUAAGGGCCACAGGAAGGCAAGGCACGCAGAGGGUGAUGUAUUCCCCUUCUGUUUUUUUUUACCUCAUCUACCUUUGUAUGGGUCUGAGUGGUCCUUGGAAGGAACUGAUUGGUCUAACAGAACACUAAAACCCCAGGGGAGUGCUGAGCUCUUCACAGUACUGUGGCGGUGCCACAAAACUCAGUCGAAACACUAUGGACUUGAAUGGAUCUGAAUCCACAAACCAUUCCAUUUGUAUGCAUACAGAUGAAUAAUAUGCAGUUUAAACCUCCAUGGUUCAGCCCGCCUCUCUGCUGCUCUCUGUUCCCCAUACUCCUAACUGUGAGGGGUGUGCUGUGCUGUGCGCUCGCUGCUACUGUGUAGGGUUUUACAACCCACUGUGACAUUUCAGCAGGCCUGGGUCAAAUGGCAAAUGAAACCCUCUCAAGUACUUCAUGUGUACUUGUCAUGUGUGCAGUUGAUUGUAUCUGUUUAAGAGCCAUCAAGCCAUCUCAGCUGUUAAAAGGUAAAAGGAUCUCUCUUGCUGUUUGACCUAUGCCUGCAUACCUUAUGUAUUUAGAUAUGUAACAAUGAUUAUAGACUUCUUGAUAGGCGAUCCUCAGUCACUUUUGCAGAUAUAUAAAAAAGAAAACUACAAUUGAAAAAAUCUAACUUAUUAUAAUCUUUCAUUUUUAUAUACAGAUGUAGAUAUAAUUUUUUAUUCAGUUUUUUCUUUAAAAUAGAUUAUUGUUUUAUUUUUUGAGCUUUGUAAUUUAAUGUUGAAAUUUAAUUUUUUGCAUCAUACAUGCUCUAUGUGUCUUCUUUUGUAUUCAGCAAGGUACAGGCUUUUUUUGUGUGUGUGUAUACACUUAAACAUGCUUUAGUCGAAAUGUUCUCCACACGGAAGAUGAAAGGGGGUCAACUGUUGCAUAUCUUUGGGGAAGUGUGGAGACUGAAAUGGGAUAUUGAUUCACGUCACAGUUGAGUAUUUACACGUUCACUGUACAUUUAACCUCAUAAACACAAACAGAAUCGUUAGAUUAAGGCCUGAUUGUUGUAACUAACAUUGCAAUGCUAUAUACCUGCCGCAUGAUAUUAGCAAGCUGGAGUAAUACAUUUGGUUGUGUGAGUAUUUAUCAUUCAUAGGAAUUUGGUGAACAAAAUGUGAAUGUCUUAAUUUAAUUCAAUACCUUUGCAUCUGUAUCCCAUAGCUACAUCACUGGAUCCAAAUUCCAUAUCUAAGACUUUUAUGACCAAUUUGUAUGUGCUGGUAUUGUUUUUAUAGCCAAAUGACGAUUAUGCUGGUGCACUUCUGUCUGUGGCUGGCUGUCUUUUUCCUGUUUAGUUUCUUUUGAUUAUUAAAGACAAUUCAAUGAUAA
This is a messenger RNA of Siniperca chuatsi (mandarin fish), 5590 nucleotides long. RefSeq names its product kinesin family member 3B (gene kif3b). NCBI's taxonomy places the organism in Eukaryota, Metazoa, Chordata, Actinopteri, Centrarchiformes, Sinipercidae. Gene Ontology annotation, molecular function: microtubule motor activity; ATP binding; microtubule binding. The transcript has 9 exons. Gene Ontology annotation, biological process: microtubule-based movement. The coding region runs from base 252 to 2540 and encodes 762 amino acids. The record is from RefSeq and is a predicted model, not a curated record.